AUGUUGUGGGGUCUAUAAUUGAUGACUGUGAGCACAGGAACAGUGAUGAGGAACUGAGGCCGAGUGGAGGCAGAUGAGACUGAAACUGUGGGCCUCUAGCACUGGAAAUGGGUGGAGAGGAAUCAGCAUGGCUGGGAUUCACCUAUCAGAGAAAUCAUAGAGCUGACAUUCUCUGUUGCUGGGUAAAGAGGACGCUGGAAGGUGCUGGGAAGAGAUGGGAGAAUUUUAGGUACCAGCGUGGUCAAGAGAGCUCCAGUUCACAGUUCAUUUUCAGAAUUAGAGAAAGAGAUUUAAAAAGAUAAGUUACACCUUCCUCUGACGGCAAAUGUUUUCCAUUAUGUUCCUUCUCCCGAGCCCCACCCCCAUCCCAGACAGUCAGAUGAUCUUUGAUGUUUUUUGGUCACAUUUUAAAUCACGUUUUAUGUUACGUUGUCAAUAUUUUACAAAAAUAUUCUGCUGAUAAUUAAGAAUGAAUGUGCUAUCUAAUAAAAUAUAUAAUUAAUCUUUCUUUCAGGUCCACCUCCCUGAGAUACCUCCUUUUUAUUUAAUCAUUUCUGCAGAAGUGUUAUAAUUUCUAUUUAGAGGUUUUAAUUAACUUGAAUGAAGUUGAUCUUUAAUUAUUUAUCUAUUCCUGGUUACCUUUGUUAGUGAAAUUUCUAGAUAAUUUUUAUUUUUCAGAUUUCUUAGUAUUUGAUUUUUCCUGGUAUUUAAACAGUGUAAUAACAUUUUUAUCUUUAAAUUACUAGUCUUGUUAUUUCAUUUUCAUAUAAGAAUACCCAGGACAGCAUUACCUGUGGUAACAAUGUGCGCCCAUAUUUUGAUCUUGUUUUUAAGAAGGGUUUCUCUAACGUUUUUCUGUUACAGGUAAUGUUAAUUUUUUAUUUUAUAUUCUCUUUACCAUAUUUAAGAAAUACUUUUCUAGUCUCAUUUUAAAUAUUUCAAUUUUGAGCUAUUUAUUUGAUACUCAUAGAGAAGAUCACAAAACAUUUACUAUUUAAUGUAAUGAUGAAGUACAUAUAUUACGUUAAUAUUUUUUCUUGUUUGUGGUAGCCUUACCUUGCAUAAAUAAUAAUUACUAACAGAUUAGGAUAUGAGAGAUUCUGUUAUUAGUGCUUUGCAUGCAUUACCUCAUUUAAACCUCACAUUAAACCUGAGGGAGGUAUUAUUAAUGUCUACUGUAAAAAUAAAUUACCUGAGACAUCGAGGAAGUAUUUGUCUAAUUAUCUAUGGCAGGUAAAUGACAAGGAGAAAAGUCCCAUCCAGGCAGUUACUAAAAAAACUGAGUUUUUCUCCACAAUCCUCUCCUGGCCCCUUAAUCCUACUAGACACCUUCUACUACAUAAUUAUUUUCUUCUCUUGCAUUUUACAUGCUAGCCUUCUAUUUACAUUUUAAUAUUGAUUUAAAGAAAUGAUGCCAAUUUGAUUUUUUUUUGAAAUUAGAAUUGGUGGUCCAACAGGAUCACAUUUAUAAGUGUCUAAAGUAAGAAGUAAUGUUCUUUGAAAGUUUGUAAAAAUAUUCACUCUAAACAAAAUAGAAUCAGAUGCUUUGAAGGAGGUGGGGUCUUUGAUGAUUUUUUUUCACUUUCUUCCUUAUUUACCAGUCAAUUUAUAUUCUCUAUGGACUUUAUUUUUCCAAAGCAAUUUCAGACCUAUUGAUCUCAUUUGAUCUUAAGAGCUUUGCUAUAAGGCAGGUUAUAUCAUCCCCAUAUUGAAGACAAGGAAUCGAAGUCCAAGAGAGGCAGUGUCGUUAAAGCUGCAUAUUUACAUGGUAGGGUAGGUGGUGUGUCCACGCUCCCAGUGUAAGGUCCCUAGACUGAGCCCUCCUGACCCUGAUGACAGUCCUGUGGAAGAACCUGGUAACUCCUGCACAUCGCAGGACUCACAGACCUCUGGGAGAAAGUAAAUAUGAAUGGGUGCUAAUCUUAAACACACCCUUGGACAAAGGCAAGACAGACAGACUCAGGCCUCAUUUGAGUUCUGAGAUGGGUACUCUAAUCCCUCUAAGUCAUGCCACUGACUGACCUUUUACACACUAAGAUAGCACUUUUUCCACAACAGACCAUGUCCUGUGGGUGUGUGAGGUGUGGCAGAAUUGGGGAAAUGAUAAUCCCUGUAGAUGGGCCAGCAGAAUAUUUGAGAUCACCUUCAGAGCAAAGAAAACGCAUAAUCUCCCCAAACAUCAUGACUUAUCUGACUGGUUAAAAUUAGUAUCACUGUCUUUCCUCCGUCAUCUUAAGUGCAUCACAGGCUUUAUAUUUUCAGACCUUUCAUACUAACUUUCUGCCUAGUGAGCAAUGACUCAUACAAAGCUCAGUGUCCAUUGGUUCUUUUCUCAGACUCUGUCCAAUCCCAGGGUCACAGAAGACUACUUGGGUUCAUGGUCUCUAAUAUUUCAAACAGGAGCUCCCUUUAGCGAGUCCUUCUUUUCCUGACUGCAGCUCUUUUCAUUUUGCCACCCUUUUCCAGCUCCAUGAUGGUUCUGCAGGUUUCUGCAGCCUCCCGGACAGUGGCUCUGACGGCGUUACUGAUGGUGCUGCUCACAUCUGUGGUCCAGGGCAGGGCCACUCCAGAGAAUUACGUGUACCAGGUACGGCAGGAAUGCUACGCGUUUAACGGGACACAGCGCUUCCUGGAGAGAUACAUCUACAACCGGGAGGAGUACGCGCGCUUCGACAGCGACGUGGGGGAGUUCCGGGCGGUGACGGAGCUGGGGCGGCCUGCUGCGGAGUACUGGAACAGCCAGAAGGACCUCCUGGAGGAGGAGCGGGCAGUGCCGGACGGGAUGUGCAGACACAACUACGAGCUGAACGAGGCCGUGACCCUGCAGCGCCGAGUCCAGCCUAAGGUGAACGUUUCCCCCUCCAAGAAGGGGCCCCUGCAGCACCACAACCUGCUUGUCUGCCACGUGACAGAUUUCUACCCAGGCAGCAUUCAAGUCCGAUGGUUCCUGAAUGGACAGGAGGAAACAGCUGGGGUCGUGUCCACCAACCUGAUCCGUAAUGGAGACUGGACCUUCCAGAUCCUGGUGAUGCUGGAAAUGACCCCCCAGCAGGGAGACGUCUACAUCUGCCAAGUGGAGCACACCAGCCUGGACAGUCCUGUCACCGUGGAGUGGAAGGCACAGUCUGAUUCUGCCCGAAGUAAGACAUUGACGGGAGCUGGGGGCUUCGUGCUGGGGCUCAUCAUCUGUGGAGUGGGCAUCUUCCUGCACAGGAGGAGCAAGAAAGUUCAACGAGGAUCUGCAUAAACAGGGUUCCUGACCUCACCAAAAAGACUAAUGUGCCUUAGAACAAGCAUUUGCUGUGUUUUGUUAGCACCUGGUUCCAGGACAGACCCUCAGCUUCCCAAGAGGAUACUGCUGCCAAGAAGUUGCCCUGAAGUCAGUUUCUAUCGUUCUGCUCUUUGAUUCAAAGCACUGUUUCUCUCACUGGGCCUCCAACCAUGUUCCCUUCUUAGCACCACAAAUAAUCAAAACCCAACAUAA
This is a messenger RNA of Pan troglodytes (chimpanzee), 3484 nucleotides long. RefSeq names its product major histocompatibility complex, class II, DP beta 1 (gene PATR-DPB1). The transcript has 6 exons. NCBI's taxonomy places the organism in Eukaryota, Metazoa, Chordata, Mammalia, Primates, Hominidae. Gene Ontology annotation, biological process: antigen processing and presentation; immune response. The coding region runs from base 2471 to 3247 and encodes 258 amino acids. Gene Ontology annotation, cellular component: MHC class II protein complex; membrane. The record is from RefSeq and is a predicted model, not a curated record.